This is a messenger RNA of Penicillium alfredii, 229 nucleotides long. RefSeq lists its product as uncharacterized. The annotation marks the transcript as partial. The record is from RefSeq and is a predicted model, not a curated record. Lineage: Eukaryota; Fungi; Ascomycota; Eurotiomycetes; Eurotiales; Aspergillaceae. The transcript is spliced from 2 exons.
AUGGCAACCGAAACCCUGAUCUACGGGUAAGCGGACAAAGAUGCCAGCCAGGACGCCGAGUAUGACCUCAUGGAGAGGAGCACUGACAGCGGCUCCAGCACCGACAGGGAUCCCGGCAGAACUGAGCAUGACGCAGACGCCAGCUCUGCAGGGGAGGUUAAUCCGGACGGCGAAGCACCCCACAGAGCCGACUUCGACACCGACCUUGAGGCCUUCCAAACCUGCCUUU